AUGGGCGACCUACCAGACCCGCGCCAGAUGGAGGAGGAAGAGCAGAUCGAAGGCAAAAUCAUCAAUGAGGAAUACAAGAUCUGGAAGAAGAAUUCAGUGUUUCUCUAUGAUCUGCUCUAUGGUCGCGCACUCGAAUGGCCAACCCUCACUACACAAUGGCUUCCGGACAAACGACCACUUGAAGACUCAUCACACAUGAGCCAGCAUCGUCUGAUCCUCGGAACGCACACCUCUGGCCAAGCUCAGAACUACCUGCAAAUCGCAACCGUUGAGAUCCCAGACUUCCGUGUACCAGACAAAUCUGAAUAUGAUGAAUCGCGUGGAGAGAUUGGUGGACACGGGUCCGCAAAGAAGCCCUUCGGAUUCCAAAUUGUGCAGAAGAUAAACCACCCCGGAGAAGUAAACAAGGCGCGCUACCAGCCCCAGAACCCCAAUAUCAUCGCAUCGCUAUGUGUGGAUGGGCGGGUGCUGGUCUUCGACAGGACGAAGCACAGCAGUACCCCAAAGGCAGACGGUUCGAUUGAGUUUGAGAUGGAGCUUGUCGGCCACAAAAAGGAGGGUUUUGGUCUGAGCUGGAGCCCGCACAACGAGGGGCAAUUGGCGACUGGAAAUGAGGACACAACCGUCAAGAUUUGGGAUACGAAGACGGGAUUCUCAAAGGGCAACAAGAGGAUCGAGGCUACGUCUACCUACAACCAUCACACCGCUGUUGUAAACGACGUGCAGCACCACCCCGCCCACGCUCAAUGGGUUGGAACUGUCUCAGACGACCUGACCUGGCAAAUUAUCGAUACUCGAAAGCCUGGCGUGGCUAUCAAAGUGAAGGACGACGGACACUGCGAUGCCAUAAACUGUCUCGCAUUCCACCCCAAGUUCGAUGUUAGCCUUGCAACUGGCUCUGCUGACAAGACCAUCGCCCUUUGGGACUUGCGCAACUAUGACCACAAGAUCCACUCUCUCGAAGGCCACCAAGACCCUGUCGUCAACCUAGAGUGGCACCCACACGAAGAUGCAAUUCUGGCCAGCUCGAGCUACGACCGCCGUAUCUGCAUGUGGGACGUCAGCAUGAUCGGAGAAGAGCAGACCGAAGAAGAAGCUGAAGACGGUCCACCAGAACUCCUCUUCAUGCACGGUGGCUUCACAAACCGCAUCUGCGACUUCAGCUGGAACAAGAACGACCCCUGGGUGAUGCUGGCCGCCGCCGAGGACAACCAACUGCAAAUCUUCCGCCCAGCCCGCGCCAUCGUCAACGUGGAGACAAAGAAGGUGAAUCAUGGAGACGUGUCUGAAUAG
Molecule: messenger RNA, 1293 nt
Organism: Mytilinidion resinicola
Lineage: Eukaryota; Fungi; Ascomycota; Dothideomycetes; Mytilinidiales; Mytilinidiaceae
Product: WD40 repeat-like protein
Exons: 4
Coding region: 1-1293 (430 amino acids)
Biological process (GO): regulation of gene expression
Cellular component (GO): Rpd3L-Expanded complex; Rpd3L complex; nucleus
Molecular function (GO): histone binding
Source: RefSeq, a predicted model, not a curated record